AUGCGUGUAAAAUCACCUAAGGUAAGAUUGGAGGAUAUCAACGUCAUCAACAAGAAGAAUGGGAGCAUUAGGCACACGGCACAAGUCAGGAUAAAGAACAAUAAUUUUGGGCGUUACAAAUUUGAUAGCAACAUGACUACUUUGACCUCAGGAGGUGUAUUGGUGGAAGAAUUUGUGAUCCCUAAUGGACGGGCAAGAUUGAAAUCCACCAAGACAUUCUAUGUUAUUGUGGAUGUUACUAAUCCUUCAAACUCCGACACUGAAGGUUUUCAUCCUGGGUUGCUGCAACUGACUGCUAAGGUUGAGUUGACUGGAAAAGUCAAAUUCACUAUGGUUUUGAAGAAGAAGAAAUCUGCAGAAAUAAACUGCACCAUCUCCAUUAAUUUGUCAACAAAUUUUGUCCAGGACCUCAUAUGCCAGUGA
Messenger RNA from Coffea arabica (coffee), 423 nucleotides. Its product is annotated as late embryogenesis abundant protein At1g64065-like. Lineage: Eukaryota; Viridiplantae; Streptophyta; Magnoliopsida; Gentianales; Rubiaceae. The record is from RefSeq and is a predicted model, not a curated record.